AUGAAACCAUUGCGCGCAGCUAGCAGCAUAGCACGCAACAGUGCAGCCAGCUGCGCGCCGGCAAGUCUCGUCAGACCUCUAUCACCUUUAAUUCAACAGCACCUUGGCAACCGACCCCUCGCCGUCGCCCGUCACACCCAAUGGAUUCGCCCACCAUUAUCCCGCCCGUUUUCUUACACGGCCUCGUACCAAAAGAAAAAAAGCCACGCCGAAAAGCGGAAAAAAGGCAGCAAGGGCAAUGAAGAACCCGAGGAAGAAGACGCCGACGCGGCCCUCGCAGCCGACGGCGCCGACCCCUCAGAAGGAAGCGAGCCCGUGAUCGAAAUCGACCCCUUCGACUUCACCGACCUAAAUGAAGCCUUCAACCGCGCCGACACGCGCUUCCUAGAGGACCUCAAGAAACUGCGCACGGGCGGGCGGUUCACAGGCGACAUCAUCGGGGCGAUCCCCGUGCAGCCGGACAAGAAGAGUGCGCAGACAUUCCCGCUCCGGGACGUCGCGACGGUGGCGCCGCUGGGGGGCGGGGCGGGACGGCGGUGGUCGAUCCUGGCGUUUGAGGAGGCCUCUGUUAAGCCCAUCAUCAGCGCGGUGCUGCGGUCGCCCGAGUUCAACCAGCAGCCGCAGCGCAGCGAGGACAACCCGCUUGAGCUGACCAUGACGGUUGAGCCUGAGCGUGCUGAUGCGCUGGCGAAGCGGGCGAAGGAUAUAUGUCAGGACUGGCGCGUGCGGAUUCGGGAUGAGGCCCAUAAGCGGGCGGAUUUGCACAAGCGGUGGCGGUCGGAGCGUGUGGUAUUGAGUGAUACGCUGCAUAAGUUGAGGGAUAGGCUGCAGAAGUUGCAGGAUGACCGGAUGAAGGUGAUUCUGAAUAAGGAGAAGGAGGCUGUCGCAGCGAUCAUGUCGAAGCGGAGCUAG
Molecule: messenger RNA, 912 nt
Organism: Dichotomopilus funicola
Lineage: Eukaryota; Fungi; Ascomycota; Sordariomycetes; Sordariales; Chaetomiaceae
Product: ribosome recycling factor-domain-containing protein
Exons: 2
Coding region: 1-912 (303 amino acids)
Biological process (GO): translation
Cellular component (GO): mitochondrion
Molecular function (GO): ribosomal large subunit binding
Source: RefSeq, a predicted model, not a curated record